This is a messenger RNA of Amoebophrya sp. A120, 2471 nucleotides long. Lineage: Eukaryota; Dinophyceae; Syndiniales; Amoebophryaceae. The record is from the annotation of a GenBank genome assembly.
UUGGAGGCGGUGAGUUGCAUUGUUAGAGGAAAAACCUGAGAGUCUAAAUAGGUACUUCAGUGAUCGCGCAGCACAAAAAAAGAAAAAAUGUCCUCCGCGUCUCAGGGUUUUCACCGUGCUCGUGCGGUGAGCAACCCGAAUCCACAGGCGACCUACACCAAAUCGAAUAUUCACCACCUAAAUCGCAAUUCUUUGAUGCAGCAGCAGCAGCAGAUGCAGCAGAAUACUUCCAAAUCUUCAAGGGUCAGGAGUGAAGAACAAAUUAUUGUGCGCGAAGUGGAGCGGGCGAACAUGGCUCUAGAUGAGCCACGACAUCACGAGCAGUAUUCCUCAAGGCAAAGUGCUGCCACCGCUGUACCGCCCACCACCUCCACUGGAAGAAAUGUUGCAGCACCAAAGGCGAUCAGUACUAGUACCGCGAGCUGCGCGACCACAACGACAAAAGAAAAUCCUCAUGCCAGCACCAGUUCCGACACUACUAGCUCUAGCUCCGCCACCAAUCAGGAACACAAAGGUCGGGAGUUCUUCAAGGUUUACGAGUCUAGAUACCGUGCCAUUGACGAGGCGUUCAUCUCUCGGUACUACGCAACCAACGCCACCUACCAAGACCCCUUCGUCUCGGUGAAGGGAAUCACGGACAUUGCGGCGCAGUGGCAGAGCUUCAGACUGUUGCCGUUUACGGAGACGGAGAUUCAGGUACUAGAACAAUGUCAAUAUGCAGCAAAGCGCCUUCUUUCCUUGGUUUGGGUAAGUACUUCUUCUUCUAUCUAGUUCUAGAGAUUCAGGUAUAUGUCAAACCGCGGGAAUUCGAAUUAUCAAAAGAGUCGCUAACAACAAGUGCGCGCAUGAGAUAAUAUUGAAAUCCAAACGCCAAAACACAUUGUUGUCUCACUAUCAGAUCUUGAGCAAUUCAAGCGAAGAAACCAAAGUGCGGGUCGCAGCGCGUCUGAAGAUGAAAAUCGGGCCGAAGCAGCCGAAGCCAGCGAAGGCGGGUGGUGCGUCUUCUUUGACAUUGACGUCGUCUUCUUCUACUGGAGCGGGUACUAGCAAAACUACCACAUCGACCCCUACCUCGUCCUCUACUUUCGCCUCCCUCUUUCCCGCCAUCACUUUGUCGCUGGACAUUUUCAUCAAUUUAGAUUUAGAUCCGGAGUCGAAAAAGAUUGUCCACCACAAGGACCAGUGGGACUUGGCCAGUUUGAUGGAGAACGUUCUCUCCCAGACCCACGCUUUUCAAUAUCAAGAGGAAAAAUCCCCCCUCCCCAUAUCGCAGGGGAAGUCUGUGAUGCUGUAUUUGCGUACACAAAUCAGCUUUGUCUUGCAGUACAGCACUGCAGGCAGAUACAAAGCCCGGAAAGGGGUGGCUUGAGGUAGUUGCUUAGCAUGGCAGACGUCUGCCCCGUUGGCGCAGCAGCAUUACAAAUCGCCUGCGAAAUGCGGCGGAAGCUCUGGCUUUGCUCUCUUGCAAGACAGACUCGAUCUGUGGCCACAAAUCAGCAUCGCAAAUUUUGAAAAGCGCGCCUUUUCGAUAUGGGGAGGGAGGGUUUUUCCUUACAAUAUUCAAAUUCGCUCUUUCUUCGGGAGCUGCAAGUGCUACGUGGUGAAAAAGAUGAUUGAGAACAUCCAAAUGUGCAAAAAAGCGGUCAGCUGCGGGAGGAGAGCUGGUAAUGGUGUCAACAAUGGCAUCAACUACAAUUCGGCACGCGGCCCUGCGCGGCGAAGAAGUCAGGCCCAUGAAAUUGUAACCGAAAGCAAAACGUCGAGAAGACCUUCGAACGCAUCAUCCAUUACAGGAGCUCCGACAUCAUCAGCUUCUCCGGACAUGAUUAGCAGAAGCAAAACUUCUACUGGAAGAAAAGCAGCGCCGGAAAAGAUCACGACCACCACCACGCAGAUAGCCCGCGGUCUUCACAAGGAAGAGGAGCGCGUAAUAGCACAAUCCGAGACCACAGCGAGCAGUGCGGCUCCGAGCGCACGAAGUUCGAAGCAGUCUACUUUUUCGUCGUCGUCCAAGGAGAGUUCUGUUGCAGGGGUGACUGGUGGGAGUUUUAUGCAGGUGGCCCACAAUAAUGAACCCGCCACUGUGAUGUCAACUUCGCAGGGAUCGUCACCUGGGCCAGAGGGUAAAAAUGCGAAGUCCGGCACUACUUUCUCAGGGGAUCAUAUCGGGAGAAAAACCUCCGAACAAGUACAGCAGGAAAACGACACUUCUGGAAUAAAAAACCGAUCUUCAACCACUUCUAAGAAAUCGGGCAGCUCGCGGCACAGGCGCAGUAGUCCAGAAGUCGUGCCCGAAAUGUAGACAUGAUGAUGCGUGCUGUAGUAGACGAAUCAAGUGAUGGGCACAGCAUCAGAGAACGAUGUGUAGUGUGCAGUAGCUUUUUUGGUACUAGUAAACUCUAUCGAUGUUUAUGUUGAACAAAGAAGCCAAGUGGAUCCUACCUUGAACUGAUAUUCACCGGUUUGUAAAU